Molecule: messenger RNA, 2491 nt
Organism: Scatophagus argus
Lineage: Eukaryota; Metazoa; Chordata; Actinopteri; Scatophagidae
Product: perforin-1-like
Exons: 5
Coding region: 152-1915 (587 amino acids)
Source: RefSeq, a predicted model, not a curated record
AAAGACCACAUCACCUCCCACCGCCCUGCCAUGUCCUGUCUGGUUUGUCUUUAAGAACACAAAGCGCAGAUAUUAAUUAGUCUGCUGCACGAACACACAGCAGAAAAGGAUAAAUCAUUGGUUUGCCUCCAUCACCCAACUUAACAGCAACAUGUUUCUGCUAAAUAUUUGCAUCUGCGUGGGCCUCAUGCUGUCCCUCCCUCAGUGUACCCAUCAGUCCUGCACUGACGGGACACCCAAGCAGUGCUUGGAUGCAGAUUUCGCUCCAGGUACCAAUUUGGCUGGGGAAGGCUUUGACAUCACCAAAAUGGAACGUAAGGGGGCCUUUGUGAUCGACAUGAAUAAGUGGAAACGCAAGGACAAGACGUGCACCCUGUGCAGCAACCCCUAUCUGGAGAACAGAAAGCAAAAGCUUCCCUUGUCAGUGGUGGACUGGAGGCCAAAGCACUCCUGCAGCAUGAAAGUGGCCUCUAAACUCCACCGAUCCAGUGAGUCUCUGGUCAGUUCCAGCAGCUCUUCAGUUGAAAACAACUGGAAGGCCAAUCUAGAUGUUGAUGCAGGAAAUAAAGGUGCCUCAUUGAUGCUAGCUGGUACCAAUUCUAAACUGGCUGAAUACUCCAUGGAAAAAACUAAGAAUGACAAGUUCAGCUUCACAAGCCACAGCAUGUCCUGUGAGUAUUACAGCUACCGAGUGUCCGGCACGCCCAGGCUGCACAAAGAAUUUCUAACAGCAGUGAAGCAGCUCCCCAAAACCUACAGCCCUGAAUACAAGCAACGAUUUUACAAACUGAUCGACAACUUUGGCACCCAUUACCUCACCAAGGUGAAGUUGGGAGGAAGUGUUCAGUCUGUGACCAGCAUCAGGCAGUGCCAGGCCAGCCUGCAGGGCCUCAGCGUGGAGGAGGUGGAGAUGUGCCUGGAAGCUGAGGCGUCCGCCAGCGUCAAAGCCACAGUUAAAGCUGAAUUAAAGCACUGCAAGAAGGACAUCGACAAGAUGGAAAGUAAAACAUCCUUCUCUGGCCUCUUCAAUGACAGGUUCACAGAAAUAAAAGGUGGGUACACGUCAGAGCUGGACCUUCUCUUUUCUUCUGACAAAAAUCCAUCGGCCUACAAGGAAUGGCUGAACACACUGCCACAGAAUCCAGACAUAUUCUCAUAUUCCUUGGACUCACUCCAUGAGCUACUGCCCGCUAACAACCCUGCCCGAAAGAACCUGCGCUUGGCUAUUAGCCAUUAUAUCCUGGAGAAAGGCCUGUGGAAGAACUGCAGUGAGCGCUGUCAGGCCGGCAUCAAGAGCAACCCGAGGGAUCAAUGCGUCUGCCAAUGCCACAAUGACCCAGCUGUAAACCAAGACUGCUGUCCAGCCCGCAGGGGCAUGGCACGGGUCAUCAUCACUGUACAACGGGCUUCUGGUCUUUGGGGAGACCACAUUACAGCCACAGACGGCUACGUGAAAGUGUUCUUCAACGGACCGAUGGUUCGUCGUUCUCCUGUCAUUAACAACAACAACAAUCCACAUUGGGGCACUGUCAUUGACCUGGGAACUCAGGACUUGUCAGCAGGACCAAGAGUGAGAUUUGAGGUGUGGGAUCAGGACAACAACUGGGACGACGACCUGCUGGGACAAUGUGAGCAACCUCUGUCUUCUGGAGUGAAGGAGGAUCUCUGCACCCUGCAGCAUGGCAGGCUGUUCUACAAAUGGGAGGUGAAAUGUGCUCCGAGUCUGAGUGGAAGUUCAUGCACGGACUACAAACCUUCACCUAUGAGUCAAAGUUUGAAGAAGCUGUAUGUGUCCCGUCAUGCCCACCCUGUUCCAAAGGCCGUCCUGAUAGAGAUGGGCGUGUUUGUGGAUGAAACGAGCUCACAGAGAAACCAGAGUCUUAGUACAGAGACUCAAAAAGUUGAUGUGAUAUAACACCCAUGUCUGGCUUGACUGUGGCUGAUAUUCAAGGUAUUAGAAUCAUACUGCGUUUGUCUUUAAGUCUCUAUUGAUCAGAAAAGAUGAGAGGUACAGUACAUCAGCUGAAGAACAACUGAUGUGUUGACAAAGUUUCCUUUAUGACAUGAAGGUCUUAUGAAUUAAAAGUAAAAUGAGAUUUGUGUUUGACAGUAGAGCCUUCAAUGCUUUUCUCUGCAUGUUUGCUUCAUAUCGUACUCAUUAUGCUGUAGUCCCUGGCCUGAGCUCAAACAGGACAGCAUAUCAUUUAGGGCUGAUGAUCUAAAAAUUCAAGCAGUGGUCUAAAUGUGAGUUUUAUUCGAUGCAGCUUUUAUGUAGAACCCUAUUUUUACUUUAUUUCUUACAGGAUUUUUUAAAAAUCUAUGCCUUUUUUCUAGCAUUUUACACAGGCAUUUAUAACAUGUAUUAGUUGCUUUUAUGCAUUUUAUAAUACAUCUAGGAUUUCCUUUUGACCUUCUUAAAUAAAAAUAAUCAGAUACUGAUAUUCUUACGGCUACAGUAUGUUUAUGUGUUUUAAACUCCUUUUCUUUACUG